Messenger RNA from Debaryomyces fabryi, 528 nucleotides. RefSeq lists its product as uncharacterized. Bases 1 to 528 code for a protein of 175 amino acids. The transcript has a single exon. NCBI's taxonomy places the organism in Eukaryota, Fungi, Ascomycota, Pichiomycetes, Serinales, Debaryomycetaceae. The record is from RefSeq and is a predicted model, not a curated record.
AUGAAAAACCUAGGAGUAGCGAAGAAGUUUCUAGGAAUUAACAUUGAGCAAGGCACAGAUGGUGUCAAGAUAUGCCUCAAUGACUACAUAGAGAAAGUCCUCAAGGACUUUAAUAUGAUUGACGCAAAUCCAGUCGCAACUCCGUCAUUGUUAGGACAGGACUUGCAUAAAGAGGACACUGAAGAAUGUGAUGCCACAAGAUACCGUUCGCUCGUAGGGAAACUAUUGUUUGCCGCUACUACAGUGAGAACAGAUAUAUCGUAUGCAGUAGGCAUGCUUAGCAGACACCUAGCCAAGCCUACCGAGCUCCAUAUGAAAUGUGCCAAGCACGUUCUCAGAUAUCUCAAAGGAACACAGGAUACCGGUCACCAUUACACUGGAGAUGGAUCCUUAGACAUAUACUGUGAUAGUGACUGGGGAAGUGACAAGAGUGACAGGAAAUCACACCGGAUACAUUGUCAAGUAUGGCGGGGCGCCAAUCUCAUGGAAAAGCAAGAAACAGCCCACAGUAGCACUACUGACUACUGA